Molecule: messenger RNA, 1064 nt
Organism: Dioscorea cayenensis subsp. rotundata (Guinea yam)
Lineage: Eukaryota; Viridiplantae; Streptophyta; Magnoliopsida; Dioscoreales; Dioscoreaceae
Product: ER membrane protein complex subunit 3
Exons: 8
Coding region: 89-811 (240 amino acids)
Biological process (GO): protein folding in endoplasmic reticulum
Cellular component (GO): EMC complex; membrane
Source: RefSeq, a predicted model, not a curated record
UGUUCUCUUCUGGUGCCCAAGUCUCUCUCUCUCUCUCUCUCUCUCUCGCUCUCGCGUCGCGUUGUUGAGAUCUCGAAGCUGCGCGUCUAUGGCGGAGGACUUGGUACUGGAUACGGCGAUCAGGGAUUGGGUGCUGAUCCCGCUAUCAGUGGUCAUGGUUCUCAUCGGCGUGCUGCGGUACUUCGUCUCCAAGCUCAUGCGCUCAUCCCAGCUCCCUGAUGCCAAGGCCCUCAAGGAAGGGCAAGUGAUUAUUCGGGCGAGGAAUCUGAAAUCCGGUGCGAAUUUUAUCCCAUCGAAGUCCUUCCGGGCUCGCAGAGUUUAUUUCACUAACGAGGAGAAUGGGCUGCUUCAUGUUCCCAAAGAGCAAGCUCAAAAUGCACAAGCCCAGAUGUUUUCUGACCCAAACAUGGCUAUGGAUAUGAUGAAGAAAAAUCUUUCAAUGCUAAUACCCCAGUCACUUACUUUUGCUUGGGUGAACUUUUUCUUCUCAGGUUUUGUAGCAGCAAAAAUUCCCUUCCCAUUGACUCAAAGAUUUAGGGCAAUGCUGCAAAAUGGGAUUGAUUUAAGCAGUGUUGAUGUGAGCUAUGUCAGCAGCCGUUCCUGGUACUUCCUCAAUCUGUUUGGGCUAAGGGGAUUCUUCAGCCUCAUUUUGGGAGAAGAAAAUGCCAUGGAUGACACACAGCGGAUGAUGCAGAUGGGUGGAUUUGGGUUUGAUGCAUCAAGGAGUCUGGCAGCAGAGAAAGAUAGCCUUGACAUAAUUCAACACGAUUGGGCUCUCCCCAAGAUUGAACACCGCGCGAGCAAGUAUUGAGAAAGUUACUUAGAUAAGCAAAAUUUCUGCCAUGGUUGAGUUGCAAAACACUGCCUGCACUUAACAUAUGAAUUCCCAAUGCAAGUUUUUCUUGACUCACUGGUUCUGUGGUGUUUAAUUUUUCCUCUGCGGGAUUCUGAUGAAAGGUUACAAGUAUUAAUCACUAAAUCUGUUAGAAUUUUAUGCCAUAUGAGGGUAAGUAAACAUGUUUAAGAGUCAUGUAUUUUAAUUUUCAAGUGUUAAGUUAGCUUUA